Molecule: messenger RNA, 312 nt
Organism: Cercospora beticola
Lineage: Eukaryota; Fungi; Ascomycota; Dothideomycetes; Mycosphaerellales; Mycosphaerellaceae
Product: DUF3253 domain-containing protein
Source: RefSeq, a predicted model, not a curated record
AUGUCCGACGAUGGAGCAGCUGACGAUGACCAUGUCGGAACCAUCCUGAAACGGCGCCUGGAGGACUUCCUGCAGCAGAGGCAUCCACCCAAGACCUUCUGCCCUUCAGAAGUCGCCAGAGCGCUGACUGCCGAAGAGCUACAACAACUGGGUUAUGCCCAGUGGCGAGAUGCUAUGCCCGCGGUCCGCGAAAUCGCCUGGAACUUGCGACAAAAUGGACAGUGUGAGAUCCUGCAGAAUGGUCAGUCGAUUGACGACGUCGAUCUAGACGAGGUCCGCGGGCCCAUUCGGAUCCGACGUGUGGGAGAUUGA